AUCACACAUGAAUACAAAGGAAGGUAAAUCAGGAUGAAUUCCAUCGCGCGGGCUGGACACUUAUCCCCUUACUUCAAGCACACAACUUCUGUUGUUUCAAAUGGCCUGAAACCCGCCGUUGUAGUGUUUACACCUUCUGAUAAGUUAGUGGUACAGCCUCUGCCCAAAGCAUCGACUCCGCAUGCUAUGCACGGUGCCUUGGCCAUCCAGGGCUUAAAAGUUAAAUGCGGCACUAGGCCGACUGUGCAAGUGCGAUUCGCGCAUAGUGACAUAGCAGUCCCUGAUUUCUCGGCGUACCGCCGCAAGGAGACCCAGGACCCAACACAUAGGAGCAAUGAGAGCAAAGACAAACGCCAGUCCUUCACAUAUUUGAUUGGUGCAGUUGGUGGUGUUGCUGGAGCUUAUGCAGCCAAAGCUGUGGUCACCCAAUUCGUUUCAUCGAUGUCAGCGGCGGCCGAUGUGUUAGCCUUAGCCAAGAUUGAAAUUAAGCUUGCUGACAUCCCUGAGGGCAAGUCCGCUACCUUCAAAUGGCGUGGAAAGCCUUUGUUCAUUCGUCAUAGGACGGAUAAGGAGAUUGCAACAGAACAAGCGGUGCCAUUGGACCAGCUCAGAGACCCAGAACACGAUAAUCAGCGUACAAAUGACCCAAAGUGGUUAGUCGUCAUUGGAGUGUGCACACACUUGGGUUGCGUGCCCGUUGCAAAUGCUGGCGACUUCGGCGGGUACUACUGCCCGUGCCACGGCUCCCACUACGACGCUUCAGGACGUAUCCGCAAAGGCCCCGCCCCCCUUAACCUCGAGGUCCCCCCGCACAGCUUCGAUUCAGACCUCCUAAUUGUAGGUUAAACGAGUUAUGUAUUUAUUAGACAAUUUAUUUAUCAGUUAUCAAUCAAACUGGUACUGUAAACCAUAGUUUUAUGGAUAAUACUAAUCAAUAAAAUGUGAUCCU
Hyposmocoma kahamanoa is the source of this 949-nucleotide messenger RNA. It is a transcript of the gene RFeSP, whose product is annotated as cytochrome b-c1 complex subunit Rieske, mitochondrial. The record is from RefSeq and is a predicted model, not a curated record. Bases 34 to 846 code for a protein of 270 amino acids. Gene Ontology annotation, cellular component: membrane. Gene Ontology annotation, biological process: mitochondrial electron transport, ubiquinol to cytochrome c. Gene Ontology annotation, molecular function: quinol-cytochrome-c reductase activity; 2 iron, 2 sulfur cluster binding. Lineage: Eukaryota; Metazoa; Arthropoda; Insecta; Lepidoptera; Cosmopterigidae. The transcript is spliced from 5 exons.